This is a messenger RNA of Photinus pyralis (common eastern firefly), 387 nucleotides long. RefSeq names its product acidic leucine-rich nuclear phosphoprotein 32-related protein 2-like. The coding region runs from base 1 to 387 and encodes 128 amino acids. Lineage: Eukaryota; Metazoa; Arthropoda; Insecta; Coleoptera; Lampyridae. The record is from RefSeq and is a predicted model, not a curated record. The transcript is spliced from 2 exons.
AUGGAUCUAAACAUUUUGAAGAAUUUGGAUCAUGUGGAAACGGCAAAGGCGGCCAAGAGGACGAAGGCGAAUGCGAAUGAGACCAAGACGACUAGUGAACCUGAUGAAGACGAUAAAGAAGAUGAAGGAGACACAGGUGGCGAAAGAGAAGACGGAGGCGAAAGCGGCAAAGGAAAUGAAGACGAUGACAGAGACAAGGGAAAGAAGGCGGCGAAGAAGAAGAGCAAUGUGAAAGCGACGAAAGAGCAAAGGGAAAAAGGCGACGAAAGCCUGAAAAAUCAAAAAUCUGAAGAACCCAAAGACAUUCAAAGUUCAGAAAACAAGAACAACCCAAAAAAUCUAAACAUUUUGAAGAAUUUAAUUGAAGAGCGUAAUAAAUCGCAGUGA